This is a messenger RNA of Populus trichocarpa (black cottonwood), 2973 nucleotides long. RefSeq names its product PLASMODESMATA CALLOSE-BINDING PROTEIN 4. The transcript has 4 exons. The record is from RefSeq and is a predicted model, not a curated record. NCBI's taxonomy places the organism in Eukaryota, Viridiplantae, Streptophyta, Magnoliopsida, Malpighiales, Salicaceae. Bases 1506 to 2438 code for a protein of 310 amino acids.
ACAACGGCAUCAAUGCUGGAUAAUGUAUUUGGAAGUAACAGAAGAACUGCUAUGAAGAAGCAUUUUCUUUUACUAGGGUGUGGAGGUAGAGGUUGUAGCAUGAGAUUUUCCUUCUAAGGUGCAUAGGGAAAAUUCCGUUGUAACCAAUGAUGAAUCAAGGCUGUUUCUUCUUUCUCUUGUAGUACUGGGAUGCGUGAUUAUUUUCCUUCAGCUUAUAAAAGGGCAUACUUUCGAGAUUCCUUUAUUUAGAACAUGUAAUUUGCAGUUUCUUUCUUCUGAUAAAAAUCUUCUACUGUCAUAUAAUCAUUGCAAUCAGUGAUAAUGUCUUGGUGAUUGGUAAAGAUAACAGUUGGUAAUGAUGGUCGUGGUGCACGAAAAUGGAUGUGGUAGUAAUGAGGACAGAACAUGGAAUCAUAGUGGUUGUUUUCUGCGAUUAAGAUAUAAGAUGGGAUUGGUGCAGUGGUGGCAAUGGAAGAGUAGAACUGUGAAGGUGAGAUGAUGAGUAACGAAGGACAAGGUGGUUGGGGUAGCGGAGUUUGUGGAUGAGUGGCGGUGGCGACUGGUGGUGGUGGUGGCAGUAGAGUUAUAUAAAAUGUAAAACAUGAGAGAGAUAAAUUGAUAUUUGAAUUAUAUAAAAGGAUUUAACUGUUUUAGAAUUUGGAACCAUCCUAGAAUUAUUUUCAUCCAAAAGCAGCACCAUAAUUUUCUGAAAAAGCAUCAGUAGUGGCGAAUAAAACAUAAGCCCUGAGCUUCCUCGUUGUGAAAGAAUCCCCCCCUCUUUCUUUGUUUCAGACAAUGCCAGCCUAAGGAAAGGAAAGGAAAGGAAGCAGCAGCAUCCAAGCACAAUCUCAAGCUUUCCCUGCCAACUAUGAUAUAAUAGUAGAAAGUUUCCAUAAGCUCUGAAUUUAUGCCUAAAAAUAGACGGUAUCCUUAACUUUGCAUCCUUCUUAUUCAAGGAAUCAUGAUUUUUUAUUUAUUUUUUUGCAAUUUGUAAAUUGAUCAGGCUAACAACAAACAGCUAGGGUUACAACUCAUUUAUAUAUAUAUAUAUAUUGGAAAAGAGUGAAGCGUAUCCAACAUAAAAAAUCUCAACCUGCCUUUAAUUUUUUGAUUCAGUACCAUAAAACAGUAGAAAGAGAAGGGAAAACUGCCACAGCAUCACAAUCACAUAUGUAUAUAUUCCCAACAGAACAGAUUGCUCUUUUACCUUUUUCCUCUUCAUCCUCUUUUUUCAGUACCUUCUCUUGCUUGCAAAAUUUAACUACCCCAAUGCCUCCUUUCUCAAGUUUUCUGAUAUUCUUCCUUCUCUCUUUCCUUCUCUCUACGACCCAAGGAAGCUUUGAUUCUUCGAGUUUUAUUUAUAUAACUUGUGCCACCAUGAUAUUUAAGCUCUUGUUCUUUGUAAUAACUCCAUUGCUCCUGGCUUGGUUUGUAUCUCAUUCUUCUAAACAAAUAAGAAGAAUUCCAAAACCACACUACAGCAGCCGCAGCAGCUUCUUGACAAUAUGGCUUCUGGAGGAGCUGUUCAAUGUUUCACAAUCUUCCUCUUGUAUCUAUUCCUCUAUCCAGGUCAUCCAAGUGUUGCUGAAAUGCCGAUUUUGGAACCAAUCCAAAAAUAUGAAGUAGUAGGCGACGAAAACAGGAUGCUCAUCUCAUAUUCAGAGACCGCCAUCCAACUAGAUGCAGUUACAGGAGGGGUUCCCAUUAUCAAUCCAACAAAUCCGGGUUCUGGAACAACUCCUGUAGUAAAUCCAGUAGACUCUCCUCCAACACCAAUUGGAACCAACCCAAUACCUACAACGCCCCCAGCUGGUAUGGUGCCCCCCGCUGGUAUGGUGCCCCCGGCCACUAUGAACCCCCCACCAGCCACUAUGAACCCCCCAGCUACCACAAAUCCCCCAGCUACCACAAAUCCGACCUCUUCAGGAGGAGCAUGGUGUAUUGCCAGCCCAACUGCUUCAGAAACUGCCUUGCAGGUAGCUAUUGAUUAUGCUUGUGGCUAUGGUGGUACAGACUGUUCCGCACUUCAACCGGGUGGAAGUUGUUAUAAUCCAAACACCAUCCGUGAUCAUGCUUCUUAUGCCUUCAAUAGCUACUACCAGAAAAAUCCAGUUCCCACAAGCUGCGUUUUUGGCGGAACAGCACAGCUUACCACCACUGAUCCAAGCAGUGGAAACUGUCACUAUGCAUCAUCACCCACAACACCCAGCAUAAGUCCACCGGUCAACCCAGCACCAACUCCCCCAACCCCAACAACUCCCCCAACCCCAACAAUGAUGACUCCCACAAUAACCUCACCGGGUGGACCACCAACAGUUUAUGGCGUGCCGGAACCAGUUGGCCAGCCCAGCUCAGCCACCUCUGUUUCAUGCACUUUACUUUUCCUCUUCUCUACAACUGGCAUCGUGGGAUCACUUCUUGCAACAAAACAUCUCUAAGGGCAUGGAAAUUCAGUCUAUCGCUACCCUCAACGAGAUGACAGCUUCCUUGAUUGCCACCAAACUUCAUGAACUUCAAACACAAGCAGUGAGAAUCAACAACCACAUAUUUUCUCGAGGAUUUGUCCUCGCCAUAAAAUGUUACAAUCUAUUUUCCCUACAAUGCUUUUUGGUUGGUAAGAAACUAGAAGAAAAUGAAGAAGACCGUAGAAUGUCUCUGUCUUAGGUUCUUGUGCUCGUAGACAAGUUAACUAGUUAUAUUCUCUCAAAUUUUUAGCAUUCAAAAGCAUCGGACAAGCUUGUCUUGCUUUAGGAUUGCUUUUACAGCCUGUGUGCUCGAUGUAUACGAUUUAAUAUAUGAAUUAGCAGUUAGUACCAAACAGAAUCAUCACCCACAGAAAGAGUAGACGACAAUAAACAAUUGGGACUGGUAAGACUACAACAAUGCUCGUGGUAAUUACUAGACGAAUUUAUUUCAUCCAGUAACAGAGGGAUUUAUGUUAUUCCCCGCGUAGCAAAUGAACAUGCUUCAACA